Molecule: messenger RNA, 1161 nt
Organism: Diachasma alloeum
Lineage: Eukaryota; Metazoa; Arthropoda; Insecta; Hymenoptera; Braconidae
Gene: Or106
Product: odorant receptor 33a-like
Exons: 5
Coding region: 1-1161 (386 amino acids)
Biological process (GO): sensory perception of smell; detection of chemical stimulus involved in sensory perception of smell
Cellular component (GO): plasma membrane
Molecular function (GO): olfactory receptor activity; odorant binding
Source: RefSeq, a predicted model, not a curated record
AUGUCAAAAUUUUUUCACAAGGAAACAUUUCCGCUCUUGAAAUACAUGGGAUUCUGGAAACCCCAGGAAUUGUCAAAGUGGAAAUCAAUUCUUUAUGAUAUUUACUCGACUAUAAUAGUAACACUCAUUAUGUCAUCCGGCCUCGCUCAAUUCUUGGGUAUCUGUUUUUUGAGCCACACAAACCUGAGAGUAUUUAUGCAAAAUAUAUUCAUCGGUCUCACAACAAUGUCUAUUUGUUUGAAAGUUGUAAACUGGUUUUACUCUCUUUCGAAAAUCAUAAAUAUCUUAGAAAUGCUAAAGCAACAUCCGUUCGAGUGUCAAACUCGUGAGGAAUAUCUAAUUUAUCAUCGAUUGAGCAGUAAAAAUCGACGCAUUUCUAUUACAUCUCUUACAUACUGCAUGAUGUCGGUGGCAUACUAUUUCAUUGACCAAAUAGUUACAAUUCGACCACAGAGAACAUUACCUCUUAGUGCCUGGUUACCGUAUGAUUACUCCAAUUCAUCAAAAUGGUGGUUUUCAUCAUCAUAUCUUGCACUCGUUCAGUACCUCAUGGCAGUGUUCAACGAGGUAUACAACGUUUUCUUCUUCGAAUUGAUGAUGCAAUCAGUGGCGCAGGUUAAAAUAUUAAAGAAUCGACUCCACGUGAUGAUGACAACAUUAGUAAAAGCUCAUAGCACCAAAAACCAUCUUACCAAGAACGACUUGCUAAUGGAACGUGAAUUGUACCAUAAAUGCGUUCAAUAUCACAUCGCCAUUCUCAGAUUGACGAGAGAUAUCAAUUCGAUCUUUGCACCCAUAAUGAUGGUACAAUAUUUGAUUACUUCGAUUACUCUACCCUCAACUGUUUAUCUCAUUUCCAAAACAAUGAUAUGCUCGAGAGAUUUUUUAAAACUUGGCGCUUACGCCGCAUUCCUAUUGCAGCAAAUGUUGAUACUCUGUUAUGCUGGCCAUCGUACGUAUUUGGAGUUUGAUAGUAUUGGAGAUGUUUUGUACACGUCCGAUUGGAUUGCACUACGUGAAUCCAGCAAGCAAUCAAUGAAGUUGAUGCUGGUCAGUGCUCAGAAACCGUUCGUUUUUGAUUGCUUUGGUAUGCUGAAAUUGGAUAUGGAGGCAUUCAAAAAUGCACUUAUGCUGGCAUAUUCCAUCUACAAUAUUUUUUAA